Molecule: messenger RNA, 429 nt
Organism: Lactuca saligna
Lineage: Eukaryota; Viridiplantae; Streptophyta; Magnoliopsida; Asterales; Asteraceae
Source: the annotation of a GenBank genome assembly
AUGGUGUUGUCAUCGGACGAGGAGACUGAAUCUGAUGAUGCAGGCCCCGGUCCUCGUAAGAUGUGCAACACGGUGUCUAUGCCCAAGCUUCUUCGUGAUAUUGGGGAUGUUCUUGGCAACAAGUUUUAUCUACCCAGGCAGAAAGAGAUAGUGGUGGGGCCCAGUUCCUUAAAGGCAUCACAUUCUCCAUUUACUGGCUCACUCUUAGUUGAUCCUGGUUCUUAUUUCGUGCUUGGGGGUGCACUAGGCAUGUCAGGAGAUUCUUCCCCGUCGGAUAAACCUUCCAUGGUUGACAAAAUGAGAACUGCGUCCCACACCUUGGAUUUCGAGGCUUAUGUUCAGGCUGGAUGGUUACUUAAGAUUCCUUACUGUCGAAAGACAUCACCUCCUAUGAGUGGAGUAGUUUUGUCCAUCCACCGACCACAAUGA